GUCACAUGCUUAUUGGCUCCUUUAUAUCAGACAAUAGUUACGAAGUACGUGUAAAAUAACUGAGAGCCUGCCAUCUUUAGGGCGGCUCUUUCCGUCGGACGCUUGUCCCUCCCUCGCUUGUCUUCUAUAGCCGACUUUGUGCCUAUAUAAUAUCUUAGACAAAGGCCCUCUCAUUGGUAGGCUGUGCUAAAAUUAGAAAUGGAAGACUGUGCAAUGGAAGCUCGUCAUAUGUUUCCGGAAGCGGAAGAAGAAAAUCUACCUUCGAAAGGAAGUGAAGGCUGCGUUGAUGCAGAGGACAAAGAAGAAGAAGAGGAGAAGCGAGGUGGAGGCGGUGGGAUUCUGAACAAUCUGCUGGGCAACUUGGUUGCUCCGAUGAGUCCAAGAGCGUCAGCAGCUACAACCGAGGCCGCCGGAGAUGAAGAUCACCGACGGGAGUCUUUCCACGAAUUGCCACCGCCACGUGCUGCUCCAGCCGAUGAAGUUGGCCGCGAGGAGAGGGAGGAUGUCGUCGGCGACGAUGAAGGGAGUAGUGGAAUCAUUGACAGCAUCGUCUCUCACUUGCCUAAAUCUCUGCCAGAAGAUGUGGCUCCGACCAAUGAUGAGGCAUCCAUCCUGAUCCAUGCCAUUGUCCAUGAUUGAAGAUUUUAUAAGAAUUCUGCUUUUGUUGUCCCCUGUUUUAUGCGUGGGGUUCAGACAGUUCAUGGUUGCUUGUCCCAACCAGGCAAACCGCUUGACAUUUUUCAAUCCAUUGUAAUUUCGUUUUGGGUUACUUCAUUGUACUCUGUAGGCACAUGGGGUUUGGUUUGAUUUGAUUUUUUCAUUGCGGUUAUGAGUUUUUUUUAUUCGAAAAUCUUUGGUUCAAAAUCGAACUGUUAGCUUGUGUAUUUGCUUCUCAUGUUACAAUAGUACACCAUCCGAAUCCAUGAGCCAAAAUACCUCUUAUCAUAUUUUAAGUCCGGUUUCCAAUUUGAAUGUGUUCACUUGCACUGUUAUCACUUCUUAGAAUGAGUACGAAACUCGAUAGAUGAAAAUUGAAAAUACAGAUGCCAGUCAUUGGAAAAAAGUUAAUUAAAUCUGAAUGUUAUA
Messenger RNA from Linum trigynum, 1086 nucleotides. The record is from the annotation of a GenBank genome assembly. NCBI's taxonomy places the organism in Eukaryota, Viridiplantae, Streptophyta, Magnoliopsida, Malpighiales, Linaceae.